Molecule: messenger RNA, 1107 nt
Organism: Yarrowia lipolytica CLIB122
Lineage: Eukaryota; Fungi; Ascomycota; Dipodascomycetes; Dipodascales
Biological process (GO): carnitine transmembrane transport; mitochondrial transport
Cellular component (GO): mitochondrial envelope
Molecular function (GO): O-acyl-L-carnitine transmembrane transporter activity
Source: RefSeq, a predicted model, not a curated record
AUGUCGCUGAAAAUGCCCCAGGGCCAGCUGGCCGCGCCGCCCACGCUGUACAACUUCCCCGAUACCUUUGCUUUUCUCAAUAAGCUGAAGAAGAACGACACCAUCCACAAGUACCGGACCUCCGUGGGUGCGACUAUCGCUUCUCUCAUUUCCACGACAUCGACUUUCCCGCUCGACUCCAUUAAAACCCGGCAGCAAACAUACAACUACCGAGGUACGUUGCAUGUCAUUUACGACACGUAUCGCCAUGAGGGUAUCAAGGGAUUCUACCGAGGUAUCUGGGCUCCUCUGAUUUCCACCAGUGUGGUGCGAACCAUUGGUGCUUCUGUAUACGCUGCUACGGUGCCCUUUUCGCGGGACUUCUGGUCGGUGCACUUUCAACUGCCGCCGGUUUUGCACGACCCUGAGCACGUCAUGGUCGGUGACCACCUGGACCAUUUCCUGCUGCAGUCUUUCAAGAUGACACUGCUGUACCUGGUACCUGGAGCCAUUGCUGGAGCCAGUAGCACUUUGAUUAGUGCCCCGUUCGAGUUCACCAAGCUCAGCUCACAGAUUGAGGGACUGGUUGCCCGACAGCUGCAAGCCGCGGCCGAAAACAAGGGAGGCCACAUCAACCAGCUGGACGGGUUCAAGCCCCAUUCGGUCAUGGAAACCGGAAAGGAGAUUCUGCAACGUGCCGGAGUGCGAGGACUCUACUCUGGAUACAAGUACCAUCUUCUGCGAGACUCCAUUUCCACAGGCUUCUACUUCACCACCUACGAGAUUGCCAAGAUUGUGGUGGCCCAAAAGAUGUUUGGAAAGCAGUCGGAAACCAUGCAGAACGUCGCCGUUGCCUUUGCCGGAGCCUGCGCCGGUAUCGUGUCUUGGACUAUUAUCUUCCCCCUCGAUACUCUCAAGUCUGUCUACCAGAAAAAUGUUGUGGCUGCUGCCAUGGCCCACAAGUACGGAGUGAAGUUGGACCUGAACAAGGACGCGGUCAAGAUCAACAGAAUUCGAGACCUGUUCCAGCGACGGCUCUACAAGGGUCUCGGAAUCUCGUGCAUCCGAACCGCCAUUAACGGAGCCAUUUUCUUCUCUGUUCUGGAGUACAUCCGAAAGAGACUCUAA